CAACCGAGCUAAUUGGCCAAUGGGAAGAGAGACCAGUAAUAACCGAGCAGAAAGACCAAUCAGAAACGGGGAGCAACACGCUACUCAACACAGACCACUGACUGAAGCCGUCCACUGUUGCAACACAACUCUGACAGAGGAGGAACUUGUUAAAUAGUUCACGUUUUUCAUUGACUAACCUCAUUCGAAAUGUUUCUUCGCGUCUUAGAAAUUGUAUAUUUUAUUUAUUUUGCAUCGCACAUUCCAAUCACUGUCCUCAUUGAUGUUCAAGCCUUAUUUCCUGAACAUGUUUAUCCACCCGCGCUGAAAAGCGUAUUGCAGUGGUAUGCUGCCGAAUUCAAUGAUCCAAUGGUGAUGGACCCACCUGUGUGGUUUAGAUCUUUUGUGUUCUGUGAGGCUCUUGUGCAGCUGCCCUUUUUCCCAGUCGCAGCAUGCGCUUUUCUUAAGGGUGGCUGCAAAUGGAUCAGAACACCAGCAAUUGUUUAUUCCGUUCAUGUGGCCACCACUCUGGUCCCCAUUUUAGGCCACAUCCUUUUCCAUAACUUUCCUCUGGUACCACAUCCAGGUCCGCAAACUCUGCAUGAGCGUCUGACCCUGGUGUCUAUUUAUGUUCCAUAUCUUAUCAUCCCUAUCAUGAUUCUGCUCACCAUGCUUUUCAGCACAGCUUAUAACUCAUCCUCUCCAAGUGGAAGAGCUUCCUCAAAGUCCAAGAAGAAAAGAUAGAUGUCAAUUCAUCCCUUCCAAAGACUUAAACACAUUCCACUGUCAUUUUGAUAUAUAUAUGUAUGUAAGGCUGGAUUCAUUGUAAAUUACUUACUACUUUAAUCUGGUACUGAUUACAAAUUUGGAAAUUGUAUGAAGCCUUUGAACAUUAAAGGGAUAUUUCGCCCAAAGAUGAAAAUUCUCAUGCCAUCCCGGAUGCAUAUGACUUUCUUCUGCUGAACGCAAAUAAAGGUUUUUAGGAGAAUAUCUCAGCCCUGUAGGUCCAUAUAAUGUAAGUGAAUGGUGGCCAGAACUUUGAAGGUCCAAAAAGCACAUAAAUGCAGCAUAAAAGUAAUCAAUAAGACUGCAGUGGUUAAAUCCAUGUCUUCAGUAUUGAUAACUGUUGUGGGUGAGAAACAUCUUUUUUUACUGUAUAUUUCCAAUUUCACUUUUUUGUUUUUUACGAUUUGCAUUCUUUGUGUAUGUCUCCACCUACUGGGUAGGGAGGAGAAUUUAUAGUAAAAAAUAACUUAAAUAUUGAUCUGUUUCUCACAGAAAAUUAUCAUAUUUUUUCUGAAGACAUGGACUUAACUACUGGAGUCUAAUGGAUUAUUUAUAUGCUGCUUUUAUGUGCUUUUUGGACCUUUCAAAAAGCACAAUAUCUCAGCCCUAUAGGUCCAUAUAUAUAUAUAUAUAUAUAU
This is a messenger RNA of Xyrauchen texanus (razorback sucker), 1403 nucleotides long. It is a transcript of the gene tmem97, whose product is annotated as transmembrane protein 97. The transcript has 3 exons. Bases 190 to 723 code for a protein of 177 amino acids. NCBI's taxonomy places the organism in Eukaryota, Metazoa, Chordata, Actinopteri, Cypriniformes, Catostomidae. Gene Ontology annotation, cellular component: endoplasmic reticulum. The record is from RefSeq and is a predicted model, not a curated record.